This is a messenger RNA of Osmia bicornis bicornis, 1302 nucleotides long. RefSeq names its product tachykinin-like peptides receptor 86C. The record is from RefSeq and is a predicted model, not a curated record. The coding region runs from base 1 to 1302 and encodes 433 amino acids. Gene Ontology annotation, molecular function: tachykinin receptor activity. Gene Ontology annotation, biological process: G protein-coupled receptor signaling pathway. Gene Ontology annotation, cellular component: plasma membrane. NCBI's taxonomy places the organism in Eukaryota, Metazoa, Arthropoda, Insecta, Hymenoptera, Megachilidae. The transcript has 8 exons.
AUGAAUAGCCUGAUCCUGCACGGUUUGUACAACUGCAGCGCCGCGGUUCUUGAUCGCAAUGUCACGUUCUUGCUGAUGUUGAAUCGCAGCGAGCUCCUCAGCGUGUUGGGGGAUGCUUUAGACAGCUCGAGCGAACGCGAUGCGCUACGUGAUGCGUUUUUCGAUUGCAUUUUUAAUUAUCAAGAACGACCGUUCGAUCUCCCAUGGUGGCAGAAGCUUUCAUGGUCCCUCGUAUUCGCUGCCAUGCUGUUAGUAGCCACUGGAGGGAAUAUUAUCGUCAUCUGGAUCGUGCUUGCACACAGUCGGAUGCGCACCGUGACCAAUUACUUCCUAGUCAACCUCUCCAUGGCGGACUUAAUGAUGUCGUUGCUCAACUGUGCUUUUAAUUUCAUUUUCCUUCUAAACUCUGAUUGGCCAUUCGGAGUGGUGUAUUGCACCAUUAACAACUUUGUGGCACAUGUGACAGUUGCCUCCAGUGUCCUCACUCUGGUUGUUAUUUCUUUCGACAGGUAUAUGGCCAUCAUGAGACCUCUUAAGCAUCACAUGUCUCGCAAAAGAACAGUGAUAGUCGUGUUCUUAAUAUGGACGAUCUCAUCAAUAUUAGCAGUGCCCUGUUUGUUAUAUUCAACAACAGACUCGAGAAGGUAUUCAAACGGAAGGACCAGAAUUUCUUGUUACCUGUUGUGGCCAGAUGGACCCUAUUUGCAUAGUAAAAUCGAGUACUUUUACAAUUUGGUAUUCUUGAGUGUAACAUAUUUAAUUCCUAUGACUAUAAUGGCAAUAUGUUAUACCUUCAUGGGUUGUAAACUUUGGGGUUCGAAAUCCAUAGGAGAACUGACUUAUUAUCAGAAGAAAUCUAUGAAAUCCAAACGCAAGGUUGUGAAGAUGUUUAUUAUAGUUGUUACAAUAUUUGCAAUCUGCUGGUUACCGUAUCAAGCCUUUUUCAUUUUCGUUUAUCAUCAUAGACAUUUUACAGAGAGCAGUUAUAUCCAACACGUUUAUUUAAGCUUUUACUGGCUCGCUAUGUCAAAUGCUAUGGUAAACCCCAUCAUAUAUUAUUGGAUGAACAAUAGAUUUCGUGUAUAUUUUCAAUUGGUAAUUUGCAAAUGGGAAUUAAAAAACAGUGGGAGUCGUCCAAUGCAGGAAUUUGUGAAUCUUCAACGAUCAGAUAUUAUUCCCUAUAAUUCAAGUCGUUUCAAGUCAUCAUCAUCCCGCUGGAAGCACGAGAUGACUGAAACACAAAAUUUUAGAACGCGGUCAAGUUACAGAAGAAGCCACAAACAAAAUGCAACUGUUGUUUAA